GCGCGGUCGCUCGCCGUGACGUCACUUCCGCGCGGCGAUGGCGGAGGAGGCGGCGCGGCGGGCGGUGGCGGCGCUGCCGCUGCUGCGGGAGUCCGCGGGGCCGCGGGACCGCGAGGGCUGGGCGGCGCGGCUCAAGGAGGAGUACCGGGCGCUCAUACAGUACGUGGAGAACAACAAACGCGCCGAUAACGACUGGUUCCGCCUGGAGUCCAACACUGAGGGGACCCGGUGGUUCGGGAGGUGUUGGUACAUCCACGAGCUGCUCAAGUACGAGUUCGCCAUCGAGUUUGAUAUCCCGGUGACCUAUCCCGGCACUGCCCCCGAGAUCGCGAUACCGGAGCUGGACGGAAAGACCGCCAAGAUGUACAGGGGUGGACGGAUCUGCCUCAGUGACCACUUCAAGCCCCUCUGGGCCAGGAAUGUCCCCAAAUUUGGGUUGGCGCACCUGAUGGCACUGGGGCUGGGCCCCUGGCUGGCAGUUGAGGUUCCGGACCUGGUGACCAAAGGGCUCAUCCAACACAAGGAGAAAUGAGGGGGGGGGGCCGGGGGGGGCCGGACAGGGGGUGCUGGAC
Cuculus canorus (common cuckoo) is the source of this 572-nucleotide messenger RNA. RefSeq names its product ubiquitin-fold modifier conjugating enzyme 1 (gene UFC1). Gene Ontology annotation, cellular component: cytoplasm. Gene Ontology annotation, molecular function: UFM1 conjugating enzyme activity. The coding region runs from base 38 to 532 and encodes 164 amino acids. NCBI's taxonomy places the organism in Eukaryota, Metazoa, Chordata, Aves, Cuculiformes, Cuculidae. The record is from RefSeq and is a predicted model, not a curated record. The transcript has 6 exons. Gene Ontology annotation, biological process: protein K69-linked ufmylation.